Anthostomella pinea is the source of this 1365-nucleotide messenger RNA. NCBI's taxonomy places the organism in Eukaryota, Fungi, Ascomycota, Sordariomycetes, Xylariales, Xylariaceae. The record is from the annotation of a GenBank genome assembly.
AUGAAGGCACGACUGCUCCCACUGGCACCUCUGCGGAGAGUAGCCUGCUCCCUGUCCAACCACUCCCCUGUCUUCGCCGCCUCCACGAGCAUUCGAUUUGCCAGCGGCAUAUCGCAACGACCUGGAUCGAACCAUGUCUCCUUCCCUGGCGCAGUGAAGAGUGCCUUUACUAGCGAUCUCAAGUUCGCCUUGCCUUCCGACUACCCUGCGCUGCCGACAUACCGAGUGGUUGAUCAAGAUGGCAGCAUUGUUGACCAAGCCUUCAAGCCUGAUCUCAGCGAGGAAGAGGUGGUCAAGCUAUACAGGAACAUGUUGAUGAUCUCGAUCAUGGACCUCAUCAUGUUCGAUGCGCAGCGACAAGGUCGACUCAGCUUCUACAUGGUAUCUGCGGGCGAGGAGGCCCUCAGCGUGGGGUCCGCCUCUGCGCUGGACCAGCAGGACGUCAUAUUCUGCCAGUAUCGCGAGCAAGGCGUGUUUGCGCAGCGUGGUUUCACAUUGAACGACUUCAUGAACCAACUGUUUGCCAACAACAAAGACACGGGUAAAGGGAGAAACAUGCCGGUCCACUAUGGAAGCAAGGAGCUGAAUAUUCACACUGUUUCCUCGCCAUUAGCAACACAGAUACCGCAGGCUUCCGGUGCUGCGUACGGAUUGAAGAUGCAGCGCAUCAACGACCCUUCCAUCCCACCUCGUGUUGUCGCUGUGUACUUUGGCGAAGGUGCUGCAAGCGAGGGCGACUUUCAUGCGGCGCUGAACAUCGCUGCAACUAGGUCAUGCCCAGUCAUCUUCAUAUGUCGCAACAACGGAUAUGCGAUCUCAACACCCACAUUGGAACAGUACAGGGGCGAUGGCAUUGCCAGCCGGGCCAUAGGAUACGGCAUUGACACAGUGAGAGUAGACGGCAACGAUAUCUGGGCAGUAAGAGAGGUCACGAAGAAGGCGAGAGAAACGGCUCUGCAAGAUGGAGGCAAGCCGGUUCUGAUCGAGGCGAUGAGCUACCGCGUCAGUCACCACAGCACAUCUGACGACUCGUUCGCCUACCGCGCCCGCGUCGAGGUCGAGGACUGGAAGCGGCGCGACAACCCCAUCUCCCGACUGCGGAAGUACAUGGAGGCCAAGGGCUUCUGGGACGAGACCAAGGAGAAGGAAGCGCGAGCAAGCCUGAGGCGAGAUGUGUUGAAGGCGUUCUCGGAGGCAGAAAGGGAGAAGAAGCCGCCGAUCCGCGCCAUGUUCGAGGAUAUCUACGAAGAGCUGACGCCUGACUUGAAGGCGCAGAUGAGAGAGCUGAGUGCCCAUUUGGAGAAGUAUCCUGACGAAUACGACCUAGGCGAGUUCGAGGGAGGGAAGAGUAGCCUCGACAAGUAG